AUGUCCUUCUUCACCAACCCGUUCGCCGCCCCCUCGGCGCCCCCUCUCCCGACCGCCAUCUCCACCGCCGGCUCCUCGUCGCUUCCCAUCCCUGCCAGCCUCCGCCGCUCGUCGCGCGCCCGUGUCGCCGCACCACCCUCGUCGACCGACUCGUCGCCGUCCAACCUGCCGCCGCUCGCCGCCCUGUCGACCUCGGGACCCGCAGGCGCGCCCGUGAGCCCUGGAGCCAUGGCGCCAGCGCCCGGCGGCAUCACGUUCGUCUCGCCGUUCGCCACCGCGAGCACCCAGAAGCGCGGCUCGAUCGCCCACAGCACCAUCACCAUCACGCCCGGCCGCCGCCCGAGCACCCCGGGCUCGCCCGCCCGUCCCGGCACCGGCCGCUCGUCGUCCCUCACGCGCUCGGCGUCGGGCGAGCACUCGCCCGUCCUGCCAGCGUCCCGUCGAGCGUCGGUCCAGGGCACGUCGUCCCCGCUGUGCUCGCCCGCCGCCGGCACGUCGGCCGCCGCCCCGUUCUUCUCCAACUGGACCGCCGGCGCCCUCAGCAGCGGCGGCCUCCUCAAGGUCACGCCCGACUUUACGCGCAGGCGCAGCGUCGACGUCGGCGUCCUCGGCGUCGGCACCCACCGCAUGUACGGCGUGACGGCCAUGAGCCGCCGCGUGCGAGACGCCGUCGGGCCCGACGCGGGCGACAAGGAGACGGGCGUCGUCGGCGCAGGAGGCAAGGGCCGCAAGGACAGGCUCCUCGGUCGUCAUCUCGCCUCGCUUCUCGCGCACUCGCUCGCCCUGUGCGCCGAACCUCGAACCGUCGAGGUCGAACCGCCAGCCGCGGUCGAGCACCUGUCCGAGCCGCCUGUGCCUCAAGUACAUCGCCUCGAGGCGAUCCCGGGCUCGCCGGCAAGCUCGUCAACGCCGUCCCGCAACACGUCCGUGUCGGCCGACUCGGCCUUCUUCAACAACGCCGGCACGAUCCCGCCAUCCUUCCCCAACGACGACCCGGCACCUUCGACGUCGUGCGAACCGGGCCCGUCUCGCCUCAACGUGCCGGCCUUUCCCGUCGUGUCGCAGAGCCGGCGGUUCUCGCUCAUCGCCAACCUCCAGAGCUGGUCGUUCGACGCCAUGUCGUACUCGCCCGACGACCUUCUCGCCUGUGUCGGCAUCAUCUUCGAGAGCGUGCGCAACAUGGAAGGCGUCGACUUUGACCUGCACCGGUUCAAGCACCUCCUCCUGUCGCUGCGCUCGGCCUACCACGCCCGCAACGGGUACCACAACUUCAACCACGCCGCCGACGUCACCCAGGCGUGCUACUCGUUCCUCGUGCGCAUGGGCCUCGCGCCGCCGCUCUUCCUCCUGUGCGAGGAGGACUACGACGCCAACCUCGGCGAGGGUCGGCGCAAGUGGAGGAGGAACCGGGCCGUCGAGGAGGGCGGCAUGGGCGAGCUGUUGCGGCCCAUGGACGUCUUUGCGCUCCUCGUCGCCUGCAUCGGUCACGACGUCGGGCACCCGGGCCUCACCAACGCCUACAUGGUCAACGCGCGCGCACCGGUCGCCCAGGUCUACGACGACAAGUCGAUCCUCGAAAACUUCCACACCGUCACCUUGACGCACAUGCUCCGCCGCCACGGCUUCGACUACCUCCUCGGCGGCGACUUUGGCCACCUCGGCGACCAGGCGACGCCGUUCCGCAAGAUUGUCGAGGCGUCCAUCCUCGCGACCGACAUGAGCCGCCACUUUGCGUUCGUCACCGAGAUCACCGACAUGGGCAAGCGCGCGCAGCGCAAGGGCUCACCGAGCGUGAGCGCGGGCCGGGACCUCGAGGCCGACCGGCUCCUCCUGUGCUCGGGCCUCAUCAAGUGCGCCGACAUCAGCAACCCGACUCGCCCUCACCGCAUCUCGCGCCUGUGGGCCGCCGCCUUGCAGGAAGAGUGGGCGGUCCAGGCGAGCAUCGAGACGAGCUUCGGCCUGCCCGUGACGGUCAUGACGCAGGACCCGAACGACGCCAAGGCGCAGGCCAAGGGCCAAGUCGGCUUCAUCGACCUGUUCUGCAAGCCGCUCUUUGGCGCCAUGGCGAGCGUCGUCGACGAGUUCGCCGACUUUGUGGAGAAACUGCGCGAUGGACGGGCGGCGUGGGAGGCGAUCUCGCUCCGCACCGACGAGGCGUUCUCGCAGCCCGUGACCAACGAGUGGACGUUCCCGGCGGCGCCACCGGUACGACGCUCGACGCCCGACGAGUCGGCCCCGAGCUCCGUCUCGUCGUCCGCCCCGACCGCACCCGCACCCGUCUCGGCAUCGCUGUCGCCGCCCAUCGAGCUCGCCGAGGGCUCGAACGCGUCGUCGACCGACAUCACGCCGACCGCCUCGGCCCUGCCGACGCCGAGCCUGCCCGCCUCGAAAACGGUCGCCCUCCCGAUCGACACUCGCCGCGUGCGACCCACCCCUCUGCGGCCCGCCCUGCAUCGCCCGUCGCACAAGCGCCAGACCUCGACGGGCUCGUCGACGUCGAACCAGUCGCCGCUGUCGCCGUCGUUCGCCGGCUCGCCCUGGAGCGCGGCGACGGGCUUCUCGGCCUUCUCGCAGCUGUCGUCGGGCUCGCCGGGCAACAACGGGCCGCAGACGGCCGACUCGGCGUCGUUCUCGCUCACGCGGUACGGCAGCGUCGACCCGAUCGGCGGCUCGCUGUCGUCGUCGGCCAACGAGCGCGAGCGUGAGCGGUUCCAGAUGCGCUCGGUGUGCGGCGGCGCGUGCAUCGUCGGGACGGCCAUGUGCGAGGUGUGCGCAGCGGCGCAGCGACGAGGGUCGCUCGGCAGCAACGCGUUCGACGAGCGCGACCGGCUCGACGACGAGGACGACGACGACGACGAGCUCGAGGGGCUCGAGCUCGCCGAGGACGCCGACGUGUGGCCGCCGCAUCCUUUCCAGCCGACCAAGCUCGCCGUCACCGUCGCACCUGUCGCCUGAUCCACCUCGCCCUCGACUCGCACCUCGACUCGACCCUCGGUCCCUCCCUCAUCCCCCUCAGCAUCACCCGCAUCGCCCUCGCCGUCCUCCUAGACCAUGCGUCUCUGUGACCUGUCUGUCUUCAUCUCGCCCUGCGUCGCCUUACCUGUGCCGCCUAGCCGCCUCCUUGUUGUCCCUGCCCUCGGACGGCGAGUCGUCGUUCGUCCCACCCUCUCGACUCGCGUCCCCGUUUACCCCCCCCUCGCUACUCUCUGUGGCCCUGUAUCCGUAGCCAGUCCACGUAGCGUGCACUGGAGCCUGCUCUCCCUCA
Molecule: messenger RNA, 3265 nt
Organism: Rhodotorula graminis WP1
Lineage: Eukaryota; Fungi; Basidiomycota; Microbotryomycetes; Sporidiobolales; Sporidiobolaceae
Exons: 6
Coding region: 1-2955 (984 amino acids)
Biological process (GO): signal transduction
Molecular function (GO): 3',5'-cyclic-nucleotide phosphodiesterase activity
Source: RefSeq, a predicted model, not a curated record